Salvia miltiorrhiza (redroot sage) is the source of this 1668-nucleotide messenger RNA. RefSeq names its product DELLA protein RGL1-like. Lineage: Eukaryota; Viridiplantae; Streptophyta; Magnoliopsida; Lamiales; Lamiaceae. The record is from RefSeq and is a predicted model, not a curated record. Gene Ontology annotation, cellular component: nucleus. The coding region runs from base 1 to 1668 and encodes 555 amino acids. The transcript has a single exon. Gene Ontology annotation, molecular function: sequence-specific DNA binding; DNA-binding transcription factor activity. Gene Ontology annotation, biological process: regulation of DNA-templated transcription.
AUGUCUAGUUCUAGCAAGGCUUUUGAGAGAGAAAAUUAUAUGCAAGAUUCAGUGGAAGACGUUCCUUACCAGUGUGAACUCGACUACUUUCAAGAAGACAAGAGCUUCUGUGAGUCUGAUCUGCUCUUUUACGAAGAGCUACAAAUCCUGGCUCAUUUUGGAGCUCUUGAUGAUCUGUAUCUUGACAAAGCUUCUCCACCAUUUCAAGCUUGUAGGGAUGGCUUUUUCGCGACGCCUUCCAGCAACAAGGCUCAAGAUUGGCAGCCAAACGAAGAGAAGAGGCCGUAUGCAUUUCCUUCCGCGGCCAUGGAGAUUCUGAGACACUACAGAAGCAGAGCUGGUGCAGCAGAUGGCGGAUUAGAGAGAGAUGAGGGAAAGAGACAAAGCCAACGGGCAUCCCCUCCAACGUUGCUGUCGGUUAGUCAGCUGAUCGAGCUGGCCGUGAGGAGCUUCAUCCAUUCCAAUUCUGAAAAUGGAAAUGAUUUCCAUCUCUCUGCUGUCAUCCAUCAGGAUAAAACCCCCUUUUCAAGCCUCUCCAGAGGCGAGUCUGAAGAUAUUCGGCUCGUGCAGGAUCUCCUGUCGUGUGCUCGGGCAGUGUGCAAUCACCGCUAUGCUUGUGCAAGUGAACUCCUCAAGGAGUUCAGCAAGCUGAGCUCUGGCUCGACGAAUGUGAUGCAACGUCUGGUGUACUGCUUUGCUGAAUCUCUUCGUGACAAGAUCGAGAUUGAGACACGAGGAUCAGUGAAUACUAGGCCACUACAACUCAUACCUCCAAUCUCAGCCACAGCUUCCUUCAUCGAAAAAUUACAUUUCAACCAGGUUAUGCAGUUUGCCGGUGUUCAAGCGGUACUAGAUCACUUAUCAUCGCGUAGAAAAGUACAUGUUGUCGAUUUUGGACUCUACGGUGGUCUAAGACACUCCAUCUUAAUGCAAGCUCUAGCUACUAGCUCUGAACGUCCCCUUCAGCAUCUCAAGAUUACUGCUGUAGCAACUCAGUCGAAUCUUCUGACCGAGGAGGAAGCAGGUGCUCGACUAGAAAACUUGGCCAAGUCCUUGAAUCUGAGCUUCUCUUUCCACGUGAUCAGCUUCGAGGAUAUCCUGAGUCUUCAGCAGAGUGUGCUUCGCCUAGAUCCUGAAGAAACAGUCGUCGUUCAAGCAGCACACGCCUUGAGGUUUAUGAUUCCAAAGCUUGAAAACUUGAUGACAGUCAUCAGAAGCAUCGACCCUCACGUGAUGAUCAUCACUGAAGUCGAAGCUAAUGUUGAUUCUCCAGUUUUUGUCAACCGCUUCGUUGAAGCUCUCUUUUACUUCGGCGCUGGUUUUGACUACUUGCAGUAUUGUCUGAAGGAUGAUCUCGCAGCGAGAGCGUACGUCGAAUCCAAACUCUAUAGCCCUUCGAUAAGACACAUUGUUGCAGCUGAGGAAGAGGAGAGGAAGUUCAGAUUUGUAGGCAUCAAUUUCUGGAGGGAGACUUUUGCAAGGUUUGGCAUGGAGGAGACAGAGCUGAGCAAACUAGCCCUCAAUCAUGCGAAUUCUGUGCUUAACAAGUUCGACUGUCGCGAUUCUUGCAAACUUGGCCUUAAUGGGAACACCCUCAUUGUUGGCUGGAAGGAUACACCAAUAUUUUCACUAUCUGCAUGGAAGUUUCAGAAGAUAAGAACAAUAUGA